This is a messenger RNA of Nelumbo nucifera (sacred lotus), 1180 nucleotides long. RefSeq names its product putative ATP synthase 24 kDa subunit, mitochondrial. Gene Ontology annotation, biological process: pollen development. Lineage: Eukaryota; Viridiplantae; Streptophyta; Magnoliopsida; Proteales; Nelumbonaceae. The record is from RefSeq and is a predicted model, not a curated record.
CAGCUGUUAUCAUUAUCAAAGAGCCGCUCGGCCCGCUCCGGCUCCGGGAAUUUGAGAGCGACGUAACGUUCCAUCAGCAAAUUUAGGAAUUUGUAAUUCCGUGAGGUUCAGAGCGAGAGCGAUACCUCGCUUGCACGGUUUCGCUCACUAACUCCACCAAAAGAGGUCUCGUUAACUUGUCGCGCCCAAACCUAGGAUCCUAACAGAAGAUCAACGUCAACCGAGAGAAGCUCCAGUCAUGGCAUUCACCUCUCGUCUUCUAUCCAGAUCUAAACAGUUGUAUUCCGGUCAGAUAAUUCUAAAACAGGAGCAUGUUGUUCCAGUCCGUUUCUUUGCCAAAGAAGCAGCACCUCCAGCCCUCAAGGGAGAUGAGAUGUUGAAGAAUAUCUUCUUGGAGGUUAAGAAGAAAUUUGAUACAGCCCUGGGUGUACUUCGGAAGGAGAAGAUAACAAUAAAUCCAGAUGAUCCAGCUGCGGUUGCUCAGUAUGCAAAGGUCAUGAAGACUGUAAGAGAAAAGGCAGAUUUGUUCUCAGAAUCCCAACGGAUUCAAUACACAAUUCAGACACGCACGCAAGGUAUUCCAGAUGCUCGAACAUAUCUGUUGACAUUGAAGGAGAUACGAAUCAAGAGAGGCCUCACUGAUGACCUUGGUGCAGAGGAUAUGAUGAUGGAUGCGUUGGAGAAAGUUGAGAAUGAAAUUAAGAAGCCACUUCUAAGGUCUGACAAGAAGGGGAUGGCUCUUCUUAUAGCCGAAUUUGAUAAAAUAAAUAAGAAGCUUGGCAUUCGGAGGGAAGAUUUGCCAAAGUAUGAGGAACAGUUGGAACUUAAAAUUGCUAAAGGGCAGUUGGAGGAGCUGAAGAAAGAUGCCCUUGAAGCUAUGGAAACUCAGAAGAAACGGGAGGAGUUCAAGGACGAGGAAAUGGUUGACGUCAAGUCAUUGGACAUCCGAAACUUCAUCUGAUACUGGAGUUGACCGAAGGCACCAUUUUGCACAAUUUCAUUUCAGAACUAUCAAUUCCUUUUGUUAAGAAAUGUGUCGCAUCUCAAUUUGAUUGGAGUUUGCAAGAAAAGAAUGCUUGACCUCCAGAUGAGAAGGUUAAAUAGAAAAAUAAACUAACAAUCAACAAGUUGGUAUGGGUGAAUUAUGAGAUAUUAAUUGAUGUUCCAUUUUCUCCAUUGU